Molecule: messenger RNA, 6919 nt
Organism: Hippocampus zosterae (dwarf seahorse)
Lineage: Eukaryota; Metazoa; Chordata; Actinopteri; Syngnathiformes; Syngnathidae
Gene: slc22a23a
Product: solute carrier family 22 member 23
Exons: 10
Coding region: 660-3329 (889 amino acids)
Biological process (GO): transmembrane transport
Cellular component (GO): membrane
Molecular function (GO): transmembrane transporter activity
Source: RefSeq, a predicted model, not a curated record
AUCACGCGGAUAGCGGGGGUUCACUUUAUGUGGAAAAAAUUUAGCAUAAUAUACGGAAACGGAACGCAAAUGGCCACCCCUCCCCUUCCUCCAAAAACACCAGCUUUAGUCGACGUGUUUUAAAUAUAAAAUUGUGUUUAUUUUGAUUAUAUUUGAUGACCACGAAUACGCAUAUUAAUGUAACAAAUGAAUUUGGUUGUUUGAUUGGAGAUGACGUCCCUUGCCUGGAGCCAUGUUAGGUGAGUCCGCGUUUGCACGGGACUUCAUGCUCAGCUCAGGUGUGUUACCAGCCUGUCACUUCCGGGAGCUCGCCGGCACCGACACAAUGAACCGGACGACGGGGAGGAGAGUCGUCAUAUAGCUGGUGGACCGCUGCGUGCGCAUCGGCCAUACACAGUGGUGGCACAAGAAGAAGUGUUUGCCUACAACAGAAGAGUCUUACUUCCUGUCCAUUCGGUGUGGCUCCCCGCUGUAACUGAGCGCAUUGACGUAAUGUGGAGUCGACAGGGUGGGGGGAGUUGAGGUGGAGGCGGCGGAGGAGGAGGCGGGGGAGGAGGAGGCGGAGGUGGUGUUCGUAGUGGUGGUGUUGGAGGGGGGCGCGCGCUGCAACCCCUCCUUCCCGAACACAAACCGCGGAGACAUCCACCGGCGGAAGCGCGAUGGCCGACACCGACGACCAUCAACCGGAGAACGGCUUCGUGUCCCCCGAGAGCUCGUCGUCGUCACCCGGUCCGCUGACGCGCAUCGACUGUGCCGUCCUCCCGUUUCUUGGUGGCUUUGGGAAGUACCAGAAACAGCUGAUCCUGCUCACAUGGAUCCCUGCGCUCUUCAUCGGAUUCAGCCAGCACUCUGACAAUUUCCUACUCGCCCAGCCCAACAACACAUGCAUCCAGCCUUUGGCGAACACCACUGCUUCCACCACCGCCACUACGACUGCCGCUGGAAACGUGACGUGGGCCCGCUCCUGGACGUCAGGUGGCCCCCAGAACGCGAGCGGGCUGGCUGCUGGCGUCCACAACGACACGGGCGACGACACGCAGUGCCUGUGCAGCGCAUGGACCUUUGAGCUGCACACCGGCCUUGUGCAGAACGUUGUCACGAAGUGGAGUCUGGUGUGUAACUCAGCAUGGAAAGUCCACAUUGCAAAAUUCUCACUCUUGGUCGGCUCCAUCUUUGGAUACCUGGUGUUCGGAAUCCUCGCAGACUGGUUUGGCCGUCACCCAGUGCUGAUCAUAUCUGUGCUGUUUAUGCUGGUGUUCGGCCUCACUGUGGCCUUUUCAGUCAACGUUCCCAUGUUCAGCACGCUGCGAUUCUUCGAAGGUUUUUGCCUGUCUGGCAUCACACUGUCACUCUACGUCCUACGGAUCGAGCUGUGCCUGCCAGGUUGGCGCUUCUCCAUGACCAUGGUGGCCAGUUUCGUCAUGCUGGGCGGCCAGUUGCUGAUGCCAGGUGUGGCUUACCUGUGCCGUGAUUGGCAGGUGCUCCAGGCCGUCAUCAUCUGCCCCCUGCUGCUUAUGCUGUCCUACAUCUGGAUCUUCCCUGAGUCACUGCGUUGGCUGCUGGCCACGCAGCAGUAUUGCCGCUCCAAGUGGAUCAUGGGACACAUCGCUAAGAAGAACUGCGUCAACAUGCAGCAGGACCCGGACAACAUCCUCGCAGAAUUGCAGAGAGCUCUUCAACGCAAGCCCAAAAAGACGUGCAUCGUGAAAAUGGCCCGAACGAGGAACCUGUGGAAGAAUAUUGUUGUGCUCUGCGUCAACUCGCUAACAGGCUACGGGAUCCACCACUGCUUCGCUCGCAGCAUGAUGGACCCGGAGGCCCAGGAAACCACCAUGUUUCACGACUUCUACGCCGACUAUUACACCAUGGCGGGCAUUGCGGUGGCGUCCUGCCUGGCGCUGUGCCCAGCGGUGGGUCUGAUGGGUCGGCGCGGCGGUCUCCUCAUGUUCAUGAUCAUCACCGCCUUGGCAUCGUUACUGCAGCUCGGCCUACCCAAUUUGCUCGGAAAGUACAGCACCCAUCUCAAUAUUGAUAGCUCAGGCACUCUCAAGAAGAAUUUCUCCAUCGCCUUCUCCAUCAUCGGGAUGUUCUCGUCCCAUGCCGUCAGCAACCUGAGCAUCUUCUUCUGUGCUGAGAUCACACCCACCGUUAUCAGGGGCGGCGGCUUGGGCCUGGUCCUGGCGAGCGCCGGCUUUGGCAUGCUGACGGCGCCCAUCAUGGAGCUGCACAACCAGAAGGGCUACUUCCUGCACCACAUCAUCUUCGCCUGCUGCACGCUCAUCUGCAUCAUUUGCAUUCUGCUGCUGCCGGAGACCCGCUACCACCCGCUGCCCGAGACGCUGGCCGAGGGCGAGAGCUACACGCGCCAGCCUCUGCUGCCUCCGCGCAAGCCCGGCGAGCAGCGCCUCCUGCUGGCGCCCUCCGAGAGCGCCCGGGAUUACACCCGCGUGCACGAUACGCCGCUGCAUGAGGCGGCUGCCACCGCCGUCUCCACCAUGGACUCCGCCGCCUCGUCCGCCAUCGACUUGACUGCCCUCGCCAAGGCCGAACUGCCCGAUGACGACGACGACGGAGCGCGCGCGGCACUGACUGAAGAUGACAUCAAACAUGCUAGCGCAGAGCGCCUCCUGAGGUCGUCUACGCCUGUCCACUCGCACCCCCUGUUGUCGGACGAGGACAAGCCUUCAGAGGUUGUCCUUGCCUCUAUCGAGCCCCUCACUCAGGCCGUUGUCCUCCAAAUGGACGACACUCUGCAUCCGUCCCAUACGCAGGAAGCUCUUUCGGACCCGGCCUCUGAGGAGCCCCCGCCGGAAUCCCCCGAGCAUCUGGACGCGGACCUUCCGUCCAAGGAAUCGGGACCGCCGUCGUCAGAGUACAUUGACACCGACCCGCCGUUGCCGGCGCCCUCUCCCUCGAACUCAGCCUCUUUCUGCUCAGACACAGACAUCCACUUGGGAAUAGAGGACGGAUCAACGUCAUCGUCACCUCCGCCGGACCCCCCUUGUGGCCAUGAUCUUUCUCUCCCUCCUUCCCCCACUCCAGACUCUGUUUUGCCCUCGUCAAGCCAUACGCCACCGCCCCGAUCCCCUUCCGCGUCUCCUCCCCUCAGCAUUGCCCCUAUCACAGAACCCGCCGCUGCUGCGGCGACCUCAGUGACUGAUCAUCCUUUACGGGAAUCCCUAGACUCAGACUCCGAUUCCAACCCUUCAGGAGCGUCUCCCCCCUCUCUGCUGGUCUGUACAGUUUCCUCCCCCAUCGACUCUGGCGUGCUGUCAAUCAGCGCCAGCACAGAAAACAACGUCCUCACCGGCGUGACGUCAUCAUCAUGAUGAUGAUGAUGCAGCAAAUAAAUCCCCUCGCAUUUAGAAAAGACCAUCCCAGCCUGGAGUUGGGGUGGUCUUUGAACAUAAUCCCUUUCCUUUUCCUGCACAAGAGACCGCUUUAUGACAGCGCUGUUUUGUUUUGUUUUUUUAAAGGUCAGUUAACUGGAAAAAAGAAAAAAAAUCACCAGCCUUUGAACUGCAUUGAUGGAAUUAAAAAAAAAACGACUUUUCAAGAAUCAAUCAGAAAGAAGCGACAGAACGUGAUGGCAAAUACUGCUGAGAAAUGCACACGACUCAAUGUUCGUCAGACAUGCAGUACUGAACACGUUUUAUGAGGCCACAUUCCCCGAAAGUAGUUUCUUCAGCUUCAGUGAGGCCAGGUGAAAAAUCUGGCAGCAGACCACCGAAAACGCGUCCCAAAAAAAGCCCACUGCCCUCCAUAAUCGCUGGCACGCCUGGUUACGAUGUGUUCUUUAACUUCUCAUAAUUACAUUUUUUUUUUCUCCGCAGAUUUUCAAUGAGUUGGAAUCUGGGGAUGAAGUUGGCCAUGGGGGAGGAGCUUGAUCCUCUCUCUGGUCAACCGCUUAUAUCAUUUUCAGUAUACGAGGAUGCGUCUGCAAAAAAUAAAAAAUAAAAAAAGGAAUUAAUUUGAAGGCUUUCGACACAUCUUAACCAGGAGUGCCAGUAAUAAUGGCCGGCACUGUAUAUGCAGUGAAACCCGCAAAUAGCAAGAACACCCGCAUAAUUGACAUCUCCCUUGAAGUGGUUUACCACCCGUUAAUGGCCCAAAAUGGCGCUGAAGCACUACCCCCCUCGUUGUAGUCAAUGAUGAAUAAUUUUCAGAACAUUUGAGGUUUUUCAUGGUCCUUCCUAUAUCAUCCGUGACAGAAAGUGAAACAGCGGUUUUGGUCAUGACUAAAGCUGUUCAUUUUGGAUUUCUUAUGCACUGUAUGGAAGAAUAAGACUUGUUUUGGGGCCGUGUACCCGAGUUAACAAUCACAAGAAACGGCACAAAAUAACCCCCAACCCCGUAAAAACCAAAAUGAAAAUGUUCAAAUGGUGCCAAAAAUUAGUAUUGCGUGUUUUGGUGGGGCUUGUUUGGUGCAGCCUCCCCCACACCACCCCCACCCCUGCCAUAGACUGAAUGUGGACGGUGGGAAUCAGAUCAAAGGAGGCAAUCGGAAUGUCGUUCAUUGGAAGGAGCUACAUACAAAGGUACGUUGGGUAAAAAUGUUGUCAUUUUGUAUUGAUAUUGUCAAUAAGUGCAUAAUUCCGUGUGCGUGUGUGUAAACCAAAUUGAAAACUAUGAUUGACCUGAUUAAUGUACAAAGCUCUUCAUCCUUGCAAUAUUGGUGACGCCUCACACCGGAAGCAAAAGAGUCGGCAAAGACAAAAAGCGUUUUUUUUUUUUUUUUUAAUUUUUUUUUUUUUUUUAAUGAAUGCUUUGAGUGCGGAGUUUUUUCCCCCUUUUACACCCACGGACAGUUAAACUGCUUUAUGAAAGACUUGACUCUUUCGUCGAUACUUGACAGUCUUGCAGAGACGUUUACAACCAUAAAAAAAGAGAAAACUCCAAAGCCAGACAAAUAUUUUUCUUUCUUUAGUUUUGUUUUGGUUUGUUUUAAAAAUGUGACUCAUUGUCUCGCGUGGAAUUUGCCCAGGGAGGAACAGAAAGUGGCACUCUCGAAAGUUCUCGUGGUGCGUUUUUAUUCAACCAUGCACAACAAAAAAAAAAAAAGAGAAAAAAAAAUCACAGGUACUUUCCAACAACAUUCUUCCUCCAUGUGCACUAAUAACAAGAUUGUGCUUUUUUUCACCCCUCUUUCCUUCCUGUGAAUGAUGUAAUGCAGCUUGGGUCAAAGUACAACAGUGGUCAAACGUUGUUGUUGUUUUUCAAGGUGGCCAUACGUGGCGGAUGAUCAAGUUGUGAAAUAUUAAUGCCAGUGUCUGAUGCUGCUAUACACCUCAAAAGCACAAAUUCCCUGCAAUCAUGUGACGUCACAGUGGCGGAGUAUUAGAGCCGCAUGGAGACGAAAUCAAUAAGGCGCACGCCAACAUUGUGCGAUAGUUUUUACCUGCUACAAAGAAAAAAAAACAUGCUUAAGUUGUGCAAAGGAAAAUGAAUUGUCAUGAGAAAAUAUUCAAUGGUAUCAGGAAAAAAAGUUGACAUUUUCAGGAUUAUUAUUAUUUUAUGUGUGUGUUACCGGAAAAACAAGAUAAUUUUUUUUUUCCGGUGACACAAUGAGAAAGUCAUAAUCUGAAAAUAAUAGAAGUUUACAGAAACGUCAUUUUAGAAAGGAAUAAAGUUAUAUGAUUAAUACCAAUAAUUUAAAAAAACUAUUUUUAUAGAAAUAGUUGUAAUUUCAUCCCAAAAUAAAUGAAUAAUAGGGGAAAUAUGUAAUUAGAUAUUAGAAUUCUAAAAAGACAUUUUCAGACAAAAUAAAAAGUUCUGAGAUGAACGCUUGAGUGGGAGUUUACUCCCUAAUAUUUCAACUUUUUUCAUAUUUAAUGACGUUUUCUCAAAACUGUACCAUUUGUAUUUUUUCGGAAUAAGCCUUUUCCUUUCUUUGAAUAAGAUCUCGAUUAACAUGCACAGCAUCGUAAAGGGAAGAUUUUAAACUCGGCACACUGACAUGCUCAAGAGUUUGAAUAUUCUCCUGAUGACUUUUUUUCAGCUUGCACUUGAAGUUUGUAAAUUUGAAAAUUAUACCUGUAACAUGGACUUUACUCUUAAAAGACAGCUCUCUUUGAAUUCAAACCAAAAUGUGGCUUUAAAAAAAUCAACAGGUAAUUUUUUUCCUGCCUGUUUGACCGACUGAGAUAUUUUUUUAAAUAAAAAUGUAAACAUGUAUACAUUCAUCUUGGAAAAUAACCCCCCAAAUAUUACAAUAUUUGUUCUUGUACAAUAAUGUCGUAUUGUGCAAAAUCACUUUUUUCUCCCCUCAAAAUUUGAAUGUUUUUUCAUCUCAAAUUCUCAUAAAAUUAUCAGGUUUUUUUUUUACGUUCUUGUGGCUCUAAUACUUUGUCCAUUCAAUGGAGCUUUUCCCAAACAGGAAAAAAUAAGAGUAUAAAAGGGAAGGCGGAGCUUUCUUUGAACAAUUGAUGAUGCAGAGCUGAACAGUAGAACGGGGGACAUAUGCUGCAGACAUUUUGCUUCACCUUUGCUUACUUCCGUUUUGGUGUGUGCGUGUGUGUGUGUGUGUGCGCGUGUGUGUGUGUGUGUGUGUGCGCGCGCGCAUAUGUUGCAAACACAGCGGCCAUAUUAAAAUAGUAAACGAGACACCCGUGUCAAAUCUCAUCAAGCUUUUGCACGGUGCAUCUGAAAUAUAACAAGUACAAUGAAACAUCGGUGGAAGCACUGAUCGUUGGAACAGUGAAUGUAAACAUGAAGGAUAAACAUUUAAAAAGUGAUCAAGUGUUCAGGUUCUGCUUCCUUCCUCUCUUGAAGAGAGAUUUGAAUGAAUGUAAAAAAAAAAAAACGGAUUGUACCAUUUCCAGUAUGAUUUCUGAAUGUUCGGUUUGACGUUGAUUCCCAAUUCUUCCACGCAUCUGUAUAUAAGGCAAACGUCUUGUCAGAAUAAACUACUAUUUAUUGA